CUGUCUCGCUCCUCCUGGCCAAAACUGUCGUGCUCCUCUAGUGCGCUUCAUUCAGAUGGAUAACUUCAGAAGCAUGGCUCUGCCAAACACUUCACUUUUACUGUUUGUUCUUCAUAUGUGCGCUCUUGCUUGGCAAGCUUGGGCGCUAGUGGAUCUUAGGAUGGAGGACUCUGUAGAGGUUUACAUGGAUGAGUCUGCAGAGAUCCCCUGCCUGUACGCCUUCACUGAGAAGCCCAUGAUGGUCAUGGUCCAGUGGUUUGUGCGGGAACGUGAAGGUCACCGGGUCAGGAUCUCCUACAGCGACCUGACCAUGCAGAAGGUGGACGAGAACACGAGCUACAGCAAUCGUAUCAGUGUGCGAUCAAACAGUGAUGGAGAAACUCUGACCAUUCAGGACGUUAAGCUGUCUGAUGAAAGAGAGUUUUUCUGUCAGGUCAGUGGUUUGGCAGCAGGCAAUGGAGAGGGCAGGACUCUCUUGAAGGUUUUUGACCCCCCAGAGCCUCCUGUCAUUGACGGUGUCCUCUCUGGAGUUUCUGUGUCCGGUGACUCCCCAGCUAAGAUUGCAUCUUGUGAGACCAGAGAAGGCUUUCCCAAGCCAAACAUCACAUGGUACCGUGAUCACAUCCCCAUCCACCCCAUUAGUGGCUUGGUGAACGUGGUAACGCUAGUGACGAAGGAAUCCAGUGGUCUAUAUACAGUGCAGAGUGAAUUGCAUUAUAAGGUGACCAAGGAAGACAAAGACGCCCACUUUUCCUGUGAAGUCAGCUAUUUUGUCCCAGGAGCUGUCAGGACAUCCGAGUCCAAAGGCAUCAAUAUUACAGUUCAUUAUCUGGACCCAGCUGUGGUGGUGCCCAAAGACUCUGAGGUCAUGCUGAAAGGAGAGAGUCUGACAGCCACCUGCAAUGCCCUGUCGUCUUUAGAGACAUCUACUGUGUGGUUUAAGGAUGGGAUUGAGGUUGGAAGGGGACACAUAAUGCAGCUGCAGGAUGCCACGUUUGACACAUCUGGACAGUAUGACUGUGAGGUGACUGUACCGUCUCUUCCAGGCCUGCUGACCAGCGGUUCUGUCCAUAUCAUCGUACAAGGCGCCCCUCAGAUGAAGGAUGCGGAGAGGGAGAUUGAGCUGAUGGAGAAAGUCGGGGGUUGGGUGAAUUUGAGCUGUGAGGUGGGAGGUUACCCUAGACCCGCCAUCACCUGGAGCAUCACCGGCAGUCAGUCUCAGAGCUGGCGUGAGGUGGUUAAAAGAGAGACGGAGGAUCAAGUCCACAGCGUUGUGAUGCUUAAAGUUACCACUGACACGGUUGCUGUCUGCAAUUCAACAAAUGACUUUGGAAUAGAGACCAAGACUUACAGCAUCAGGAGCAUUCCAUUCUCCCAGACUCCAACGGCUAGAAAAACCUCAGCUGAUAAUAGUGGAGUGAUUAUUGUGGUGAUCAUUGUCAGCAUCCUGUUGCUGGCCAUCCUGGGCAGUGUCUUUUACUUCCUGUAUAAAAAGGGCAAGUUACCCUGUGGACGCUCAGGCAAGCAAGAAAUCACCAAGGAGAAGACUAACAAAGAGGACAUCGUCGUAGAGAUGAAGGCAAAAAAGACGGAGGAGUCCGUGCUAUUGAAGGGCGUCAAUGGGGAAAAGAAACCUCCCAAUGACCAGAGCAGUGCCCUUAGCUCAUAAGUGAAGACUUGUGGGCAACUAAAGAUGGCUUCUGUACCUCCCUGCUGACCCAACAAUCAAGUCUUAAGAGCUGGAGGACCUCUUGUGAAGCAGCCACCUCCUCUGGAUAAAGUGGACUGUACUUUUGUGUCUCGUGUGUGAGCAGCAGUAUCCAUGCUUGGAUAAAUGAGACGUAAGCGAUAAAGGAAGAUUGUUCUCUGUUUUCUACUGUUCUCCAUUGUUUUUCUUCAACCAUCGACCA
Messenger RNA from Sinocyclocheilus anshuiensis, 1910 nucleotides. RefSeq names its product cell surface glycoprotein MUC18-like. The record is from RefSeq and is a predicted model, not a curated record. Bases 56 to 1669 code for a protein of 537 amino acids. The transcript has 14 exons. Gene Ontology annotation, cellular component: plasma membrane. NCBI's taxonomy places the organism in Eukaryota, Metazoa, Chordata, Actinopteri, Cypriniformes, Cyprinidae. Gene Ontology annotation, molecular function: laminin receptor activity.